CUAGCCGAGGCUUGUAUACGCAAGCACCGUGGGUCGAGAUGGGCAACCGCGACUACAGCCGCCGAGGCCGCCCUCAGCAGCUACGAUACCCUACCCACCCGCAGCCUGCCCGCACUGCUGCGCACCGAACUGAGGGCGGCGUCUACCGCCAGUCAGCCACUUCCAUCGAGCAGAAUAUGGGUCGACAUCGCCGCACCGCAGACCCCCGAGAUAAUCGUUUCGACCAAUAUCCGGUCCGAUAUCCGUCUUCCCAGAAGAACCGCAAGGCAGCUAUUAAUCCAGGGGCACAAGAUAUUAUCGCUCGAGCACAAGUCCGCAACCAAAGCACCACGUCUUCUGUCGACAGCGGCAUCGGUAUUGCUCGCAGCAGCUCCUUACAUGACGAGGAGAUGGGUAAGCUGGGAUCACCCACAGAGUUCAGUGCCUGUUCUGCGCAGGAGGGUUCUGUAGUCACCAACAAACAACUUUACCCUAUUCCUUACUCUGCUUCGGCUGGGUCUGACCUUACCGACAUCGGCUACUUGGGCUCUUCCGAGUCUAGCUCACCCCGCCGUCCUGGCCUCCCUCCGCGCGACAGCUGGUGUCUCGAACCUUCUUUCAGCUCUAGCACUCUUGUCACCUACGGUAGCACUAAGCGCGAUUUCACCAAUGCUGGCAUGUUCCCUCCCCGUAGCAGCUCGCUUACCGAAUUGUCGUCGCAGGGCACAUUCUCCAGCGCCGACCGCAAGUACGAAGUCGAAACCAACUUCUCGUAUCCGUAUAGAACUGCCUACAAGGAACUUAGCCCCAUCUUCGAGCGCUCCAGCGAGGCUCCCUCUUCACCUCAGAAGAUAGCCUAGGGUGACCAAUCUCUAUUUGAUCCUUGAUCAUGCAUGGAACUUUGGAUCACUAUCUUGGUGACGAUCUGGACGUCCGAGGUUCUCGGCUGUUUGGUCAUUUCUUUUUCUUUUUUCUCCCUUUGUGAGCAACUUUGAAUUACUAGCUCAGGUUUGAUGGAACCCCCACCAGACUGU
Daldinia vernicosa is the source of this 1013-nucleotide messenger RNA. RefSeq lists its product as uncharacterized. Lineage: Eukaryota; Fungi; Ascomycota; Sordariomycetes; Xylariales; Hypoxylaceae. The transcript has a single exon. The record is from RefSeq and is a predicted model, not a curated record. The annotation marks the transcript as partial.